AUGUCACAGAACCGGCCUGGGGUAUUUUCGAAUUUGCGCAUGGGUGAAGUCGUCCGCGAGAAGGUCCAGGAUGGACUGACAGGUGAGACCAAAGAGAUCUCGUACUCGCAAUGUAAAAUUGUCGGCAAUGGGUCGUUUGGGGUGGUCUUUCAGACAAAGAUGAUGCCCAGCGGCGAGGACGCUGCUAUCAAACGUGUCCUCCAAGACAAACGUUUCAAGAACCGUGAGUUACAAAUAAUGCGGAUUGUCCGCCAUCCCAACAUUGUAGAGUUGAAGGCCUUCUAUUACUCCAAUGGUGAGAGGAAGGACGAAGUAUAUUUGAAUCUCGUUCUUGAAUACGUACCAGAAACAGUUUACCGAGCAUCUCGGUAUUUCAACAAGUUGAAGACUACGAUGCCCAUGUUGGAGGUCAAGCUUUACAUAUAUCAACUAUUCCGUUCUCUGGCAUACAUUCAUUCACAGGGCAUUUGCCAUCGUGAUAUCAAGCCUCAAAACCUCCUGCUUGACCCAAGCACAGGUAUCCUAAAGCUCUGCGAUUUUGGCUCCGCCAAGAUUCUAGUUGAGAAUGAGCCCAACGUUUCAUACAUCUGCUCGCGCUACUAUCGUGCACCCGAAUUAAUUUUUGGUGCGACGAAUUACACUACAAAAAUUGUAUCAGAUGUGUGGUCUACUGGAUGUGUAAUGGCUGAGUUGAUGCUGGGACAACCACUUUUUCCGGGUGAAUCAGGGAUAGAUCAACUAGUAGAGAUUAUCAAAGUCCUCGGUACACCCACUCGGGAGCAGAUCCGCACUAUGAAUCCCAACUACAUGGAGCACAAAUUUCCGCAGAUCAAGCCGCACCCUUUUAAUAAGGUUUUCCGAAGAGCACCUCAUGAGGCGAUUGAUUUAAUCUCCGCUCUGCUGGAGUACACACCAACGCAACGGUUGUCAGCCAUCGAAGCGAUGGUCCACCCAUUUUUUGACGAACUCCGGGAUCCCAACACUCGACUGCCUGAUUCUCGGCACCAAAAUGGGCCGUCACGAGAGCUCCCUAGCCUUUUUGAUUUCUCUCGACAUGAACUUUCUAUUGCUCCGGCAAUGAACAGCCGGCUUAUUCCACCUCAUGCGCGCCCUGCGCUCGAAGCCCGCGGGUUAGAUAUUGAUAACUUCAUACCCCUUACGAAAGAUGAAAUGAUGGCGCGUCUUGAUUGA
Aspergillus alliaceus is the source of this 1191-nucleotide messenger RNA. Its product is annotated as GSK family serine/threonine-protein kinase. Gene Ontology annotation, biological process: protein phosphorylation; signal transduction. The transcript is spliced from 7 exons. Gene Ontology annotation, molecular function: protein serine/threonine kinase activity; ATP binding; protein serine/threonine/tyrosine kinase activity. NCBI's taxonomy places the organism in Eukaryota, Fungi, Ascomycota, Eurotiomycetes, Eurotiales, Aspergillaceae. The record is from RefSeq and is a predicted model, not a curated record. Bases 1 to 1191 code for a protein of 396 amino acids. Gene Ontology annotation, cellular component: cytoplasm.